AUGCCAAGCCAAUCCCAAUCCCGAGACCGACCCGACAGACGCGACCGGGACCGGGAUCGGGAUGGCGACCGCACACGCGAGCAAGAGCGCUCGCGCCGCCGAGACCGGGACCGGGAGCGCGAGUACAUCCGCGGCCGCUACGAAGACGACGAAGGCGCAACGUCCAGUCCUGGGAACGCGCGCACCGCGAAAUACCGCUUCCGCGGGGAAUCAGGGUACGAGUCGAACUCGCAUAAUGAGCGUGAGGAUUAUGAUGAGGAGCGGGAGCGGCGCAGGGAACGGAGGCGCAGAAGGAAAGAGGAAGAGGAUGAGGCGGCGGGUCUUGCUUAUGGGGAGUCUGGGGAGGGGAGGAGACGAGAUAGAGAACGGGAGAGAGGGAGCUCUAGGGUGAAGGAUUCGCCUGCUACGUCACCUACUAAACGGCGGGAUCGCGAGAGGCGGUAUCGCAGAGAAGAGAGUGCGAGUGCGAGCCCUGCUAGAGAGAGACGGACGAGGGAUGUUGAUGUUGAUGCUGAGGCUGAGGCGCGGCGGCGGAGACGGCGUGAACGCGAGCGUGAAAGAGAAAGGGAGCGCGAGCGGGAACUCGAUGCUGCUGCUGCUGCGACGGCGGCGAGGAAACAUCGUAGCACUGAGUCUUCGAGUAGUGCUGCGCAUCUCUUGAGUGUGGAUGCUAUGGCGCGUCUUGCUGCUGAGCAGGAGGAUCUGGAUCGCAGGGAACGGUCUCGCGGAGAAGAUGAUUCGCGUCGGGAACGUCGACGACAGCGGAAGCGAGCUGCUUUAGACGAUGCUGCUGGUGCGGCGCUCGGUGCUGAAGUUGCGGAGGGUCGCUCACGCCAUAAAGCGGGCGCGCGAGUUGUGUCUGGUGCUUAUUUGGAAGAAGGACAUAGCUCUGAUGCUCGGGUUCGUCGUCGUGGCGGCGGUGGACCUGUUGUGGAAGAUCAUUGGGAAGACAAGGACAGCUGGGAAGCCAGCUCGGACAGCCGUGGAGGGCCAUCGGCUUGGAAAUUUUGGUCUAAUUGGUCGAGAAAGAAACGUAUCUUGGUCGGAUGCUUGCUGGCGUUGCUCCUCUUGCUUGCCAUCAUCAUCCCGGUUGCAAUUGUGGUGUCAAAAAAGCAAGGUUCAGAUCCAAAAUCGAGUUCCUCGGACUCUGGUGACAGUUCUACUACCUCUAAUUUGGGCAGUAUCAGCCGCGGAAGCAUACCAACUUACGCCACAGGCACCUUCUUGGACCCAUUUACGUGGUAUGAGACCAAAGGGUUCAACCUCACGUUCACAAAUGCCACUGUGGGUGGUCUUUCUGUCAUGGGCAUCGACUCGGCUUGGGAUGACACUGCCCGGGCAAACGACAAUGUGCCUCCUCUUAACAAGGCCUUUCCUUACGGCACACAGCCGAUCCGCGGAGUCAAUCUAGGAGGAUGGCUGUCUAUCGAACCCUUCAUUGUCCCGUCCUUGUUCAGCAAGUGGCCAUCCAGCGCUGGUAUCAUCGACGAGUACACCUUGACUAAAAAGCUUGGAAACUCUGCGGCGGCCACGAUCGAGCAACAUUAUGCCGAAUUCAUCUCAGAGUCGGAUAUAAAAGAGAUCAAAGACGCCGGACUGGAUCAUGUCCGCAUCCCAUACUCCUACUGGGCCGUGACUACCUACGACGGCGACCCAUACGUUCCGAAGAUUGCCUGGCGUUAUCUCCUGCGCGCAAUCGAAUGGUGCCGCAAGUAUGGACUACGGAUCAAACUCGACCUCCACGGACUCCCCGGCAGUCAAAACGGCUGGAACCACAGCGGCCGGCAGGGCAGCAUCAACUGGUUGGCCGGCUCAGACGGUACCCUCAACCGCAAGCGGUCACUUGAGGUCCACGACCAACUCUCACAAUUCUUUGCCCAGGAUCGGUAUAAGAACGUUGUGACAAUCUACGGUCUGGUGAACGAGCCGUUGAUGCUGACCCUGCCCGUCGACCAGGUCCUAGAUUGGACUAAGGACGCAGCGGAACUUGUCCGCAAGAAUGGUCUCACUGCCACUCUUGUCCUACAUGAUGGAUUCCUGAAUCUCGCCAAGUGGGACAACAUGUUCCAAACCCAUCCGGACAACAUGUACCUCGACACCCACCAAUACACUACCUUUAACACGGGUGAGAUCGCGUUGAACCACACCGCCAAGGUCGACGUCAUCUGCAAUAACUGGCAACCCAUGCUCAAGGAGAUCAACACGACAACUUCUGGAUGGGGUCCAACCAUUUGCGGUGAAUGGUCGCAGGCAGACACAGACUGCGCGCAGUAUGUGAACAACGUUGGCCGAGGUACCCGAUGGGAAGGGACCUACGACACCAGUUCAUCGAAGGCAUAUUGCCCAACAGCGGACGCAGGAACGUGCAGCUGCGCAGAUGCGAACCAGGACCCUUCCUCGUAUACGGCUACCUACAAGAAGUUCUUGCAGACAUAUGCCGAGGCACAGAUGUCUGCCUUCGAAACGGCGAUGGGAUGGUUCUACUGGACCUGGCGGACGGAGUCCGCCGCGCAGUGGAGUUAUCGCACUGCAUGGAAGAAUGGAUAUAUGCCAAGCAAGGCGUAUAGUCCUUCGUUCAAGUGCGGCGAUACAGUGCCUGACUUUUCCGAUGCAGCGGAAAGUUUCUGA
This is a messenger RNA of Penicillium samsonianum, 2628 nucleotides long. RefSeq names its product putative exo-beta-1,3-glucanase (gene exg2). Gene Ontology annotation, biological process: glucan catabolic process. Bases 1 to 2628 code for a protein of 875 amino acids. Gene Ontology annotation, molecular function: beta-glucosidase activity. Lineage: Eukaryota; Fungi; Ascomycota; Eurotiomycetes; Eurotiales; Aspergillaceae. The transcript has 3 exons. Gene Ontology annotation, cellular component: extracellular region; cell surface. The record is from RefSeq and is a predicted model, not a curated record.